AUGAUGAGACGCCCGGAAUAGCAAAACUGCCACUGUCACUGCGAUGCAUCAUCCAUGGCCAGUUCCGGACUCGCCGUACCGGAGGAAGCUACCCGGAAGGCUCCGGCCAAAGCACCUCUAUUUGCCCACGGCUCGGCGCCUCGGCCUUGCCUUUGGGAACGCUACGCGUUUCGUCUGCUCAGUCCUCCUGCGCUGCUACAAGCACCACCAUCGCCAGUUGCCACCCAUCCCAUCCCACCAGCGCGCGCACGGACCGAGGCCGGCAAUGGCGAGCUCGGGGCCUCCCUUCCUCCUCCUCCUCCUCGUCGUCGUCCUCGUCGCCGUCGCGGCGGCCUCGGAGGAGCGCCCGCGCGUCAUCCCCACUUUGCUCCAGUGCCACCCGGCGCAGGCGCAGGCAACCGCCAACGCCAGCAGCGCCAAGAACGCCACGGCGUUCCAAGCCAACGCGAUGUCCCUCCUCGCCAAGCUCCCCUCCGCCGCCGCGCCCACGGGCUUCGCGUCCCUGCGCUCCGCCGGAGUGGUCGGACGCGACGUCGCGUUCGUCCGCGGGCUCUGCUUCGGGUACGCCACGCCGUCCCAGUGCCGCGAGUGCCUGGCCGCCGCGGCCAAGAAGCUCGCCGACGCCUGCGGCGCCCGCGGCCGGCGCGCCGGCGUCUGGAUGGACGCCUGCUUCGCGUCCUACGCCGACGCGAACCCCUCCUCGCCCAACUACGACGGCUUCCGCGCGCGCGUCAUCUCCGGCGCAGACGCGCUCAUCACAAGCACCUCCUACGAGCUGCAGAGCCUCGCCGACCUGGCCUGGCGCAUGGGGCCGGUGGCGGCCACCAACGCGGGGAUGCAGGUGGCCGUGGACUGGACGGCCGCGGCGAGCGACUACAGCAAGAACAGCACGGUGCGCGUUCUGGCGCAGUGCGCGCGGGACCGCACGCCGGCGGAGUGCGCCUGGUGCGUCCAGUACUCGGCGCGGGUGGCGGAGACCUGCGAGUGGUCCUGGUGCCCCCGGUAGUCGGCGCGGGCGGGGGACACCUGCUGCUGGGGCCUCGACGCGUGGCACGACGGCGUGGCGGGCGCCGUCGUCGGCUUCGACUGCUACCUGCGCUUCGACGUCGCCGUCGCCACCGCCACUGCGCCGGCGCGGGUGCCCCUGCUCAAAAGGCUCGGGAAGUUCAUGAACGAUCACCCUUGCUUGACCGCGGUGUUCGGGAUGGUCGGCGCCGGGCUGGCCGUGGCACCUUUCUACGUGCUGAUUGAGGGGAUUUGCCGCUGGAUGGAGAGCAAGAUCAGGCCCAUCAACAACGCCCCAGUUGUGCCAGUAGCAGUGGCAGGGUGAUGGACUGAUGGUUUAAGUUGAGCAACCGCUCGGCGAUCGAUCUGCACUGCAGCAGCAACAUACUUACUCCAGUAGGCCAAGUCUGUAAAUAGUUAAGCAUGCGUGCACUAAGUAGUAGCAGCAGUACCGACUCUCCAGUCUUGAUGCUGCCGGUUUUCGGAAUCCAGGAACGAGCACCCGCGACUUCAAACUUAAUUCGUGCUUGCAGAUCUCUGAUCUCUUAUAUACAAGAGAGACUUAAGUAUUGAACCUUUAAUCCUUGAUCCACCA
This is a messenger RNA of Triticum aestivum (bread wheat), 1600 nucleotides long. RefSeq names its product cysteine-rich receptor-like protein kinase 6. The record is from RefSeq and is a predicted model, not a curated record. Lineage: Eukaryota; Viridiplantae; Streptophyta; Magnoliopsida; Poales; Poaceae. The transcript is spliced from 3 exons. Bases 44 to 1006 code for a protein of 320 amino acids.